Dunckerocampus dactyliophorus (ringed pipefish) is the source of this 3217-nucleotide messenger RNA. Its product is annotated as leucine-rich repeat-containing protein 41-like. The record is from RefSeq and is a predicted model, not a curated record. Lineage: Eukaryota; Metazoa; Chordata; Actinopteri; Syngnathiformes; Syngnathidae. The transcript is spliced from 11 exons. The coding region runs from base 73 to 1866 and encodes 597 amino acids.
GAGGAGUUGGGCUACAGUGCCUUCACCGUCUGAAUUUUUGUGUGCUAGUGUUGACGUUAAUGGGCAGCAGUGAUGAGUAUACUAGAUACAGAAAAUCAGAUCACUACUUUGAAUGGUAUCUGCUUCAGAGCUGUCAGUGAACAUUUUAAAGUUUUGGGGACAACAGCGGUACUUCAUCUUCCGAGAGAACUUCUAAAGGGUCUUCUUCCUCAUUUGAACGUGUGUCAGCUGGAUGAACUUCAGCCGGGCCUCAAUCUCAAAGGAAUAUCCACGGCCUCUGAAUGGUUGAAGGUCUACCGGCAAUUGCAGGGCAGGGCCAGCCUGAAGACAUUUGACACGGAGCAAGAUGUGAAGCAAGAAGUCAUGUGGAGGAUGUUUGCAAUGGUCAUCAAUGGCCAAGGCCUACCUCUGAGUGUUAGGAAGCAUUUAAAUACUCCAGACCUUUUGUUGGCAGCGGCUAAAACCAUCAACCAUUUUAAGUUGUCAUUCAGGCGCAACUCAAGGAUCGACUUGAUAGCUGGACAGACGCCUGUUCUCCGUGUUUUAGAGGAGACGGUUACUACACUUUCACUGUGGAUUGCUAAAAGUGUGCUUGGGGAGAAGAGGAAAUUACAGAUGUACAUCAUCCAUCACUUGAUGCAACAUGGCGUCACCAAACAUGUCAUUCUACAUACCAAUGACCAUUACAUCUUGUCUAAGGUGCUGUAUGAAGGAGGAUGUCUGAGCAAACUUUACAGGGAAAACACCUGGAAUGACGACGACGACGACGAAGAAGGCUCCCCAGCAAAACACUUAAAGUUGUACCCAUACGUUCUUUAUGGAAAUGUCCAUACAUGCACCGGGUGUCCAAACAGAGUCAUUGAACAUCUGGAACUGGAGGACUGUUCACUGAGGAGCUUGAGAAACCUGACUAAAAUACUUCCUUCAUGCUCUCGCCUGACUGCUCUAACGGUGCGCAGCAAGUACCCUUUUCAGUUUUCAGAUGUGUUGGACUUCACUAAAGCUCUGAAGCAGCUGUUUCAACACUCUGACGCCUCCCUCAGCCGUCUGUCCAUCUACUCGCUGUCAUACCCGUCUUUGUUGAGCCUCCUGUUGCACGCCUACCCCAGGCUGAUGGAGCUCAAUGUAGAGUUUGAUAACGUGUUUGUGGAGAAGCUGCCGCUUGCGAAGGAUACAAGCGAACUUCCGCUGGAGCACCUGUCAGUCAAAAUGAAUCAGCAGCUGACAGAUCUUGUCUUCCUCUUGUCCGUGUUGAGACGCUGCCCCCACCUGGUCACGCUGCAUGUGAAAGGGAUGCGCCUGCUGACCCCUUACUCUCAAAAGGAACUUCUCACCACGCUGUCAGAGUCUAAUGGCCGCCUGACAAGUCUCGACUUGAUGGACCUGAACUUGUCUGAUUGUUUCCACCAGAUCCUCACCCUGCUGCGAGUGUGCAAGCUGGAAGAGCUCCACCUCCAUGACUGCCGUCUCCUGGAGCGGCACAGCAACAAGCAGCAGGUUUUGUGGCUGUUGGUUGAGGCCCUGAAGGCAGUGCCGUCUCUGCGCAAGCUCACAUUGUCUCAGAACCGUCUCGCUUGCAACGUCCACGUGGUGGCAGAACUCUUCUCUGGACCAAUGCCAAGCUCAUUGGAAUACCUCGAUCUCCGCCUAAAUUUCAUCCAGCCAGAUGACCUGCUACACUUUGCUGAGGCCUUAACACCACACCCUCCACCGCACCGCCUCACCCUCAACCUCACGUACAAUAUGGGAGUCCGAGACAAAGACAGGUGGAAUGCUGCACUGGACAAGCUCCGCCCAUUCUGUCAGCUGGUGUCCGACGAUUGGGAUUCCAGCAACAUGAUGGCCGACCACAUUAGCAACAUGUGACAAGGCAAGGAGUCAGCAAAGAUCCUGAGAGAUCCUGUCAUGACGUCAGUGUCAAGAUGAGACCACAUUACACAACCGGGAAGGCACAACCAAAUGCAGUAUAUUAGAGAGCAAUACAUGAGACUAAUUACUUAAAGAAAAACUGCACUUUUUUUGAAAGUUUGCCUAUCUUAUGUGAGGCAUUACGACACAAGUCUUUGUCUUUUCUGUGUGUUGUGCAGAUAUAAAAACUGCUAAAAAGAGGCAGCUAACUCAUGCACAUAAGGGGACACACCUUUUCCUCCUGCAACGCCCGCUAUUAAAACACCUCCAAAAACUUCCAACAAUAUUUAAUAAUUUUUUAUCCAUGCUGUAACUAUGUAGUAACAGGACAUUCACUAUAACAUGUAAUUAGCCAGACUUUGGUCAUUUUAAGCAUUACCAGAACUUCCUUCCUGGGCGCACUGAUUUCACAUAGCAGUAUAGAAACGAACGCUACAUAUAGCAUUAACUUUUCCAACCUCAAAAACAAAAACACAGCAAUAGUAGUGGCAGCUCCACUAUGUAGCGUUACCCUUGGUAGUGGCCUGAGGCGUUGUGAGCAUGGCAUGAUGAGUGAGUGUGUAGUGAAGCUAGUUGGCUAGUAGCUAGCCGGUAUGUUGUGACAAGGUGUCACUAUGUGAAUAAAGUAGUUGUUUGGCAUAACAAUGCUAAUAACGAUAAUGUCGCUGUAGCUUCGUUAAUAUGCAGGUGACAUUAUGUAAAUGGACCGCUGUUGGUCGUUUUUGGAGGGUUUUUUCAGAAGGCUUUAUAGGCAGAAUAGUUGCAUCCCAUUACUUGCAUUCUUAGCUGCCUCUUUUUUGCUGUUUUUAUAUCUUUAGAACGCACACAAAAGACAAAUGUGUGUCCAUGUCUCACAAAAGCAUUGUGGAUGAUGGGCAAAAUUAACAAAAAAGUGCAGUUUUUCUUGACUACGUCUGUAGUACACCAUGUUAGAUGGCAGGAUCCCCAUCUAGUACACUUUGAAGAUGUCCUCAGCACACGGCUCAACGAUUAAUUGCUCAAAUAGACAGCCCAAACGACCAAAUUUGUCAUUUUUCAAGUUUGCCAAAAACAAAGACAGGUAUGUGUCAUCAAUACGUUGAAGAUUUAUAACACUAGUAGUUGUAAAUAAAUGGCUGCUUUGUUGUUCGUUUAUGUUCCAUAAUGUUCAAUUUCUAUGAUUUCUUGUACUUGCUGCAUCAAGUUCAUGCAGCCAUUUCAUGUAAGAAUUGUCAUUUGUGGUUUAGAAGUGUAUUUUUUUUUUUGUAUGUUGCUUGAAAAGCAUUGAUAACACAAUAAUGAAGGAAAAAAGUUAAAUAAAGAAGAAGAA